Sesamum indicum (sesame) is the source of this 1007-nucleotide messenger RNA. RefSeq lists its product as uncharacterized. The record is from RefSeq and is a predicted model, not a curated record. Lineage: Eukaryota; Viridiplantae; Streptophyta; Magnoliopsida; Lamiales; Pedaliaceae.
UAUAUUUUUGCAGAAGAUCUUAGCUCCCUCUUGCUCCUUAUUAUUUCACGCACCCACACACUUCUCUCUGCAAUCGGUUUCAGAGAGGAAAGUGAAGGGGGAGAAAGUUGCAGAAUGCCUUUCUCCCUCAGGGUUUUGUGAUAGAAUCUAUCCCUGUGAUCGAUGUUUAUGGUGGGCGCCCUUUUGCGGUUUGGAUCGGUUUGCUGCUUGGAUUUUUAUAUUGUUGUCCGCAUGGGAGCAGUGGCUGUCUUGUGUGCAAGACUAAGCCCAAACUGAUCUCUACAUUUCAUGAACCUCUCAAAAGGGUGAAUAACCAACUUGCCAGCUCCAAAAGCUCCCAUAUCUGGGGUUAUUUGGAUAACCAGCACUUGUGAGAUGGACUAUAAUAAAGUGCAAUCAUGUGAAAUCAUCUCAUCAACAAACAUGCUGCCUCGGAUGCAAGCGACUCAUGGUGCUGGCAGUUCAAUGAAACCUACUGAAUUCAUAAAUCAUGGUCUUCUUCUCUGGAACCAGGGCAGACGGAAAUGGACUAGGAAUAAAAAAUCUGUGAGUCGGAUUCUACGAUGGCGUGUGCUCAAAUUAAGAACUUUGUCUCUCUGCAUCUCUAGAAAGUAUUGCCUUCGCAGUUACAGGACCUAUGAUAGUUUGCUUUCGAGCAACAGGCGAUUCCCCAGACCUAUUCCACUUGGUGAGAUGGUAGGUUAUUUGGUGGAAACUUGGGAUCACGGAGGAAUGUAUGACUGACUGGGAAACACAUGAACAGGUCAUAGUAACGGUCAUCGCUUAAGUGGAAUGCUACUCUUGUGGGGCUCAACUUGAUCAUUAAAUCAUAUAUGAUGAUGUUAUAAUUUGAUUUUUAUAACAUCAUAUUAUUCUGAUAUCGAUGGUCCACAUCUUGUACAUGAAAUUAAAUAGGAAUCACCAAAGUAUGUUGUAAGAAGAAUUGGUAAUAUCUUUAGAAUGUUCAACUUUGUGGGCAUUUUUGAAACAAGUUCUUCUACUUAGAA